AUGCGCACGCAGGCACCGCUGAUCCUUGCACGACCGGAGGAUUUCCUGCCAACAUCGUCGUGGAAGCCUGACCAGCACGUUUACGUGCGAGUGCUCCGGACCCGGCCCGACCAUGCUGUCGCGACUCCUCGCGCCACGGCCAAGCGGUGUGCGGGGUUGUUCGCGGCACUUACGUCUAUGGUCAAGACCUAUCAAGGCAAGUCGGUCAACAAUUCAGCAAUCAAAACGGCGGACACAACACGAGCGGCGCUUCGAGACUUCAACGUCACUGUGCUCGACCGAGUUCUCGGCACCUAUGGGAGUGAUGGCUCCAGAGAUGUUGCUGCCAUUUUGAACGGACAUGCGGUGGACUACGCGUACUACGUCGAUGGCAACAGGCCUCUGUCGCUCAAGAUGCCAAUGCGCAAGAUCCCGGGGAUCAACUUCCAACACGUCGAUCCGUACCUCGCUCCGACGAUCGAACCCGAACUCGAACUCGACCUCGACCUCGCACUCGAACUCGACCUCGACCUCGCACUCGAACUCGUGACUCGUCACUCCUCUUCGAUCCCAUCGCUUCUCCCACUGAGAAUUCAGCGCUCACUGCGCUACUCUCAGAGCUCGAGGGAGACGAUGCAGUCGUGGAUGACGCUGUCGAAAACGUUCUCGAACGCCCCACGCCCCCGCCAUCAGUACCUGGAUCGAAACAAGCGGCCAGCCGAGAGCGCCGACAUCAACUCUCGCCCAACCCAACGCCGUGCGCCAGGAGUCGAGCCGGCCAUGCCAUCGGCCAUUGACGCUCUGGAGAGAUCUCAAGCAGGGACAAACUUUCGACCUACAAGCUUGCAACAAGCCGUACGUGGGCUCAUCGUCCAUCCCGACUAUGCCGGUAUAACACCCCACCCAGCUAUCCUGAUGAAGCUUUUCGAUUUCGCGUUUGGCAUUCGUGGUCUCUCUUUGGCUCACCUGGAGCGGUGCGACCUGACUGCGCAGCGCAAGUGGCGUCGACAAGGUGCCAACAUGAACAAUUUUGCGGCCAGUGUCGAUCUACCUCGCUCUCGCUGUCUGACGACGAUGGCGGAGCUGUUCGAAGCGUUCUUGCUCCUUCAGGCCUUCGCGCUGAAGUUCUACAACGCUGCGACUCAGGAAUUUAUUACCGCUGCCAUGAGUUUUGCAGCAACCAUCACGGGUAUGGGCCUGUGGAAUGCGUCGGCGGUGGAUCUCAUCACGUUUUGGUUUGAUGGUGUCCUCGAUGAAUAUCGUCGGGCAGUCGAAGACCUGGCGGUGUCGGGUGUUGAUAACCGGGGACGCGUUCGACAGCGAUUCGCCAAGAACGACCCUGAUUUCAUCAACACUAUUCAUCUCGUCCACACGGAAGCAAAUGCAACUACACUUAAAGAAGCACCGUACUUUCGAGAGGGUAUCGCCAUCGCGAAGUCCUCCUUGACACUGUUCGACAUGGCGUUCGUCACCGUUUUCGUCAAUGUCUCGAUGAUUUCUUCUCUGAGGUUCCAGAAAAUCACAAGUCUGCUCGCGAUGCGGUCAAUGCACUUUGGCGGAGCAUUCGUGACGGCCAGGAUGCUGGGACCCGGUCUUGACCCUCAAUUCGAAGCCCGACUCAUCCACGACCUAUCUCAUCCAAAGGGGAGAUCGACGAACGCAGCAUCGGACCGCUCGCAACUCCCGACUAUACUCUACGUCCACGUUCGAGCCAUCGCCCGUCGAAUUGAAUAUCUACGCAAGCGCUACCCAAACCGGCGGAUCAUGAUGGUAAAGGGCGACGUGAAGAGUGCUUUUCGACAGAUAAUGCUGGCCGCAGAAAUUGUUCGGUGGUUCUGUGGCAAAAUUCCCGAGGAUAACGCGGCUGUGAUCGAUACAGCGCUUCCGUUUGGCUGGACAGGAUCGCCCGGCCAUUACGGAGUUUUUGAAGGCGCCAUUUCGCAUCGCUUGGGGUUAGAAAGCCCUGGUAGCCUUGAUCCUCGGUCGUCGGACAAGGAAACCUUCUUUGCUUAUGAAUGGGUUGAUGAUCACAUUUGCGUCGAGCCCGACAUCGAUAAUCGUCUCGAGCUCUCCGAGGCAGCUCUCCGUCUGGCGAUGAUGGCGUUUCUCGGUCCGAGAUCAAUUAACGAUUCGAAGUUCUCGCGUUGGGAGCAGCAGCUAACAACUCUUGGGCUCGAGUGGAGUACGUAG
Phytophthora sojae is the source of this 2169-nucleotide messenger RNA. RefSeq lists its product as hypothetical. The record is from RefSeq and is a predicted model, not a curated record. The transcript has 9 exons. NCBI's taxonomy places the organism in Eukaryota, Oomycota, Peronosporomycetes, Peronosporales, Peronosporaceae. Bases 1 to 2169 code for a protein of 722 amino acids.